UGAGGAGUUGUGAAGCCAAUCCCCUCCUCUCCGUGGAACCAUUAACCAAAACCUAACUCUCGAUCUCGUGUGCCGCUGCCGUCGUCGCCAUGCCGCCAAAGUUCGAUCCCACCCAAGUGGUCGACGUCUAUGUCCGGGUCACCGGAGGCGAGGUCGGCGCCGCCAGCUCCCUCGCCCCAAAGAUCGGUCCUUUGGGGCUCUCCCCGAAGAAGGUGGGCGAGGACAUCGCCAAGGAGACAGCCAAGGAGUGGAAGGGCCUUCGAGUCACCGUGAAGCUCACUGUGCAGAACCGCCAGGCCAAGGUGUCGGUCGUCCCCUCCGCCGCUGCCCUCGUCAUCAAAGCCCUCAAGGAGCCCGAGCGCGACCGCAAGAAGACGAAGAAUAUCAAACACAAUGGCAACAUCUCGCUCGACGACGUCGUCGAAAUCGCUCGAGUCAUGCGGCCCAGGUCCAUGGCCAAGGAUCUCGCUGGCACCGUCAAGGAGAUCCUUGGCACGUGCGUCUCCGUCGGGUGCACCGUCGAUGGGAAGGAUCCCAAGGACCUCCAGCAGGAGAUAUCUGAUGGCGACGUCGAGGUGCCGCUCGAAUGAGUUCUUCUGCUGCUGCUGCUGCUGAUAUGGUUAGGCUGCCUGUGGAUUUUAAAGCCUUUUUGCUUUAAGAUGUUUCCUUUCGUUAUAUUUCUUGUUUUGGGACUUACUAUGAUCUCAAGAUCACGCAUGAAUGCUAUACAGUAGCUCUAUGGAUUUUCAA
This is a messenger RNA of Musa acuminata AAA Group (dessert banana), 750 nucleotides long. RefSeq names its product large ribosomal subunit protein uL11. Gene Ontology annotation, biological process: translation. NCBI's taxonomy places the organism in Eukaryota, Viridiplantae, Streptophyta, Magnoliopsida, Zingiberales, Musaceae. Gene Ontology annotation, cellular component: ribosome; cytosolic large ribosomal subunit. The record is from RefSeq and is a predicted model, not a curated record. The coding region runs from base 90 to 590 and encodes 166 amino acids. Gene Ontology annotation, molecular function: structural constituent of ribosome; large ribosomal subunit rRNA binding. The transcript has a single exon.